AUGAGAAUUUGGAAGAAGCUCCGGUGGUCUACAUCUAGUAAGCGCCACACUGCAUCAGGAAAACACCCCGCUGUCGAUUCAGAUUCGGCUUUUGAUCGGCCGCCACCUUCCACCUUGGACGAUUUGACCAUCCGAUCACUAGGCGGGACUACAGCAGCACUCAGUCGCAGCCCCGAAGUUCUCAAGGAAAGGAAGAGCAAAAUCCGGAUCCAGCGUGGCGAGCAUUUGACGCCAAGUCAGAUGAUGCAGGAGGUAGAGCAAUUAACGCGAGAGAAUGGUGCUUUACGCAGGGAAAUUGACUACUUGCAACGCCGUUUAGGAAUUCUCGAGCCACUAUUACCAAAGAUUUACUUUCUGGGAAACAUGCUUAGAUCCGUCGCGGGUGAUGCGGAGUUAGUUAAAGGCGAGAGCUCCGACGGUCCCCCGAAGCGCAGCGAGGCGAGUCAGUCGCCACUUAAGCAGAAGUUCGAUGAAAGGUCUGGCCCAGGUACUGCUGGCUAG
This is a messenger RNA of Pochonia chlamydosporia 170, 501 nucleotides long. RefSeq lists its product as hypothetical. Bases 1 to 501 code for a protein of 166 amino acids. The transcript has a single exon. Lineage: Eukaryota; Fungi; Ascomycota; Sordariomycetes; Hypocreales; Clavicipitaceae. The record is from RefSeq and is a predicted model, not a curated record.